CAGCACCCAUUCUGCUGGUUUUCUGUCUGAGAGCUGAGCACCAUGCCCGAGCCCGCCAAGUCGGCGCCCGCCCCGAAGAAGGGCUCCAAGAAGGCGGUGACCAAGGCGCAGAAGAAGGACGGCAAGAAGCGCAAGCGCAGCCGCAAGGAGAGCUACUCGGUGUACGUGUACAAGGUGCUCAAGCAGGUGCACCCCGACACCGGCAUCUCGUCCAAGGCCAUGGGCAUCAUGAACUCGUUCGUCAACGACAUCUUCGAGCGCAUCGCGGGCGAGGCGUCGCGCCUGGCGCAUUACAACAAGCGCUCGACCAUCACGUCCCGCGAGAUCCAGACGGCCGUGCGCCUGCUGCUGCCCGGCGAGCUGGCCAAGCACGCCGUGUCCGAGGGCACCAAGGCCGUCACCAAGUACACCAGCUCCAAGUAGACGCGCGCGCACGCGGCCUCACUCCUGACCCAAAGGCUCUUUUCAGAGCCACCCACACCUUCGCAUAAAGAGCUCUAGUGCGGGCCACUUUUCUCAUCUCUAAGGAAACUCCUUGCAGGUAUGUUGGGGCAAAUUGGAUAUAUAGAGGUCGUGUGCUUUCUAAGUUAUUGUUCGGGCUGGUGUGAUUAGGUCUGGUUUCUGGCAUGUAAGGAAUUGGGCCAAGGCUAUGGAACUAAAAGAGGGUCCUUGGAGAGUACCUCAAACCUCUAGCCGUGUGGUAGGCAAUUUAGACUUGGAAGAUUAAAUAGGUAUUAAAGGAGGAAGGAGAUGAGAAGGAAACCUGAGACAGGCCAAAAACAAGGCCUGUUUGUUGUGGGUAAUGUCUUUGGCUUUUGCAGUCUUCCCUUAACAAGCUGAGAAUCAACAAUGCUGUUUCAGCUGCGGAAUUUUAAUAUGGCCUCCAUUAACAAGUGCACAGAUACCUGAAAC
Messenger RNA from Myotis myotis, 912 nucleotides. Its product is annotated as histone H2B type 1-C/E/F/G/I. The transcript has a single exon. Gene Ontology annotation, molecular function: protein heterodimerization activity; structural constituent of chromatin; DNA binding. The coding region runs from base 43 to 423 and encodes 126 amino acids. NCBI's taxonomy places the organism in Eukaryota, Metazoa, Chordata, Mammalia, Chiroptera, Vespertilionidae. Gene Ontology annotation, cellular component: nucleosome. The record is from RefSeq and is a predicted model, not a curated record.